Molecule: messenger RNA, 2380 nt
Organism: Phytophthora nicotianae INRA-310
Lineage: Eukaryota; Oomycota; Peronosporomycetes; Peronosporales; Peronosporaceae
Exons: 3
Coding region: 57-2219 (720 amino acids)
Biological process (GO): triglyceride catabolic process
Cellular component (GO): cytosol
Molecular function (GO): sterol ester esterase activity; triacylglycerol lipase activity
Source: RefSeq, a predicted model, not a curated record
UGUUCGACGUGGCAAUAACCGACGUGCCAGUUCAGGAUUUAACUCGUCGAGCCGUAAUGAGCAGCUCCGGCGCCUUCCGCGACAGCCUGCGCAGCCAGAGCUCGGUGCAGCUCAUGGGAUUCAUCGACCAUUGCGUGCGUGUGGACGUACAGGAGACGACGGAGGAGGGCGAGCUGCGUAUCCGCGGCUACGAGACGCUGUUAGGCACCAGCACCGCCGUCUUAUCCUGUAUUCAGGUGUUACGUCGUAUUAUCCGCGAAUACGCGUACGGUCGCGUGGGACGAGAGCUGCAACAUUUUUCACUUACUGUGGCCUCCUUCGAACGCGUGCUUUACACCUUCAUUAAGGAGGAGAUCGUCGUGGCUUCCAAGCAUUACGCCAGUCGCCCACCUGUGGAUUUCAGGACUAAAACGGCACUUAAAGAUAUUAUUCCAUUGAUUCCUACCGAUGAGAGGUACACGAUCCUAUCAGGAGGUGUGGCGUCGCUCUUACGACACGCUACAAAGUCAUUGGAGGAGACGCGGCAAGUGCUGGAAGAGCUACAAUCCGGAUACAAUCCGGAUCGCGAGAACCGCUGGUCCAGGACGUCCGUGGUGCUCGUUCUGACCUUCAUGUUUCUAUACAAGAGAUUCCGUAUCCGUACGUCGUUCAAGCAGUUCAUAAUGCAAGUACUGCCUACACGACAGAUGAUCAAGUGGGGACUAGUGCUCCUCGUGGCUGCAGACUACUGGAACCGAGCCAUGUAUCGGUUCUCCAACUUGCGACGCAUCAAGGUGCACCACGCUCGAGUUUUAAUGGCAUUGAGGCUGUUUCUGCUCUGUCAGCAUGUGCUGCAACGCGCUCGACCGAUCAGUAACGCGUCGGACCAUCGACUGUUGAUUGAUAGCCCGAUGGAGGCAGAUAUCGACGACGAUUUAAAAAACGCCACGACGCUGUUGAUUGAGAGAGUGCCGCUACCUGCUGAGUACUACGAUCGGUCGUCCGAGCCGUGGGGGUUCACAGCGUUCAAAAUCGGCACGAACGUUCUCACUGCUUCCAGUGCUUUUGCGCACUCGAUUCUAGGGCUACAGAACAAGCUUCUGCUCAAGGUCUUCGGCCCGCCGUUGCUUAUAAUGGCUAUCCCGUACUAUGCGAUUCGAAACGCCAAGGCUGCACGAUACACGACGCGUACGCUUAUCGACCACCCCAAUGUGGAUGUGAUUCGCAUGGGCUGGCAGGUAUUUGGCGAGUCUCGACUGGUACGCUUCAUCACGAGUCUUCAGUGCCCCAAGAUCCCUGUCUUUGAAGAGCAGUUCUUAGCAGCCGAUGGAUCCAGUCUCAACAAGAAGCGUAGCAGCGAGUCUGAUAUCGGUAUUUACCUUUUCAGUGCGCGGCCGAUGGACUCUGUGAAAGCAGGGACUUGGACUAACGCCUGCACACCGUUAACUACCAAGAUGAUCGCAUGUGGCUUACCGUCAACGCGCCCCGUUAUACUAUACAUCCAUGGCGGAGGCUUCUUCGGACGCUUUAUUGCUAAAGACUUUUUGAACCUGACGAACUGGGCAUGUGUGCUGGGUGCGGUAAUCGUCUAUGUCGCUGUACUCGCAGAUUAUGGCCUAGCACCGGAGACGCACUAUCCGGACUCCAUGAACCAAUGCUACACUGUGUACAAGUGGAUACUUAACGGUGGAUUAGGCUUCCGUCCUGGCAAGAUUGCGCUGUUCGGUGAAAGUGCUGGUGCGAACAUGGGGGCUGCGUUGUGCAUUCGAUGCAUCCAAGAUGGCGUUGAUCUGCCGAGUGGGAACGUGUUCAUGUUCCCAGCACUGAAUCUGCACUUAUCUCCGUCGCCGUCACGGUUUAUCCACCAGAACGACCCUGUGUUGCCACGCGGUAUCCUUGAGCUGGCACUCACGUCGUACUACCCUUCACAUGGCCACUCGAACCAGUACAAACUCAACAUUCACGACCCGUGCGUGUCUCCUGGAUUGGCAGAAGAUUCACUACUGGAAAAAUUCCCACCGACGUCGCUCGUGGUAGGCGACUUGGAUCCGCUUCUGGAUGACAGCGUUGACUUCUACACGCGCCUCUCGUUCCUUAAGGUGCCGUCGACGCUGAAGAUUUACUCGGGACUCUCACACGGCUUCCUCAUCUACGGUGACCUGGUUCCGGAGGCUCAGAAGGCCAUCGAUGAGACGUGCGAGCGCGUGCAGAACUGUAUCCGGUUACGCUACGGAGCAUAAAGCUUGAAUGUAGUAUAUUUCCCCUGUUCAUGUAGACACCAACGAUAAACACUAUGAUGCUGCAACUAGACUUUUGCGAAUCGCGGUUACAACAUUCGUGACCUUGUGCUGAAAGGAAAACACAUUUUCUUCCUGGGGGGUUAAUUGAUCUUCUAUUUGGG